This is a messenger RNA of Boeremia exigua, 1347 nucleotides long. Its product is annotated as galactan 1,3-beta-galactosidase. The record is from RefSeq and is a predicted model, not a curated record. NCBI's taxonomy places the organism in Eukaryota, Fungi, Ascomycota, Dothideomycetes, Pleosporales, Didymellaceae. Bases 1 to 1341 code for a protein of 446 amino acids. Gene Ontology annotation, biological process: carbohydrate metabolic process. The transcript has 4 exons. Gene Ontology annotation, molecular function: carbohydrate binding; hydrolase activity, hydrolyzing O-glycosyl compounds.
AUGCGUUCAAUCAUUGUCUCGGUGUUGGGCCUUCUCGCUUCAGCAGCAACAGCUUCGCUGCAGAUCGUGCCUGGUGCAACUUGGACCGCGACGAACACCGGUCAACACAUUCAGGCUCAUGGUGGCGGUAUCCUCAAAGUUGGCGAGAAGUGGUACUGGGUUGGGGAAGACAAAACCAACGGCACCUCGUUCAUCAAUGUCAACUGCUAUUCCUCAACCAAUCUCGUAGAAUGGACUUACGAAGGCGCUCUUCUCUCUCAAACCGCAUCGGGUGAUACAGGACCAAACCGUGUCAUUGAGCGCCCGAAGAUCAUUUACAACAAAGCCACCAACAAGUAUGUGAUGUGGAUGCACAUCGACAGCGGCGAUUACAAAGAAGCCAAGAUUGGCGUCGCCACUGGAAACACUGUGUGCGGAAAGUACACGUAUCUGCGCAGCGAACAGCCGCUGGGCUUUCAAAGCCGCGAUUCUGGUGUUUAUGUCGAUACAGAUGAUAAGGCAUAUCUUCUGACCGAAGAUCGCCAAAAUGGCCUCCGCAUCAAUGCCCUUUCAGCCGACUACCUCACCGUAACCUCUAACGUGUAUACGUGGGCCGAGAAGUAUGAAUCGCCUGCAAUCGUCAAGAAGAACGGCGUCUACUUCAUGUUUGCCUCGCAGCUCACAGGCUGGAAUCCGAACGACAACUACUACAGCACCGCAACCUCCCUCUCUGGACCUUGGUCAGGCUGGAAGAAGUUUGCCGACAGCGGCUCCAACACGUACGCCUCCCAGACAACUUUUGUGCUACCUGUCGGCGACAACUUCGUGUACAUGGGUGACCGCUGGGUCAGCGACAAUCUGAUGCGCAGCACCUACGUAUGGCUCCCGCUCACCAUCUCGGGAACCACAGCGAGCGUGAAGAAUCAAGUGAACUGGGUGCUGAACCCGAGCACUGGAGCAGCCAGCUCAGGGCCGACCGAGAACCAGUACGAAGGCGAGGUUGCAAGUUUGAGUAGCAAUGCACGUGUCAUCGCGUGCUCGUCGUGCUCUGGUGGGAACGCAGCAGGGUAUAUCGGCGGUCCGGACGGCGGAGCUGCAGUGUUCAGCAACGUGCAGAGCGAUGUUGCGGGAAAAACGAGCAUCAGGGUCAAGCAUUUGAACGGAGACAGAAGCCAGCGUGUCGCCGAUGUGAGCGUGAAUGGUCGGACACAAAGGGUUGCUUUCUUGCCUCAUGGUGGUGGAGAUCCAGGAAGCAGUGUGCUGAACGUGGAUUUAAAAGCAGGCACGAACGAGAUCAAGUUCGUCGGUGUGAACGGAGGGUAUGGUGCAGAUGUGGAUCGUCUGAUGGUUCCCAAGUCGUAGUUGAGU